AUGUUAAAACGUUUACCAGAACUUGAAAAAGAAUUUUUAAUACCUGGAAGCUCAGAGUAUGAUUUUUACCAAACACUUACUGGUAAUGAGAAACAAAAAAACAACGAAACACAAAUUUCAGAUCAUUGUUUCACAGUCGGUGGAGUUACUUUGCGUCAACUAACUCCUGAUGAUUGCACAAAAAUUUGGCUUCACACCGGCAACAGUUCUCAAA
Molecule: messenger RNA, 214 nt
Organism: Paramuricea clavata
Lineage: Eukaryota; Metazoa; Cnidaria; Anthozoa; Malacalcyonacea; Plexauridae
Source: the annotation of a GenBank genome assembly